Messenger RNA from Zophobas morio, 918 nucleotides. Its product is annotated as cleavage and polyadenylation specificity factor 73-like. The transcript has 6 exons. Lineage: Eukaryota; Metazoa; Arthropoda; Insecta; Coleoptera; Tenebrionidae. Gene Ontology annotation, biological process: snRNA processing. Bases 129 to 896 code for a protein of 255 amino acids. Gene Ontology annotation, molecular function: RNA endonuclease activity. Gene Ontology annotation, cellular component: nucleus. The record is from RefSeq and is a predicted model, not a curated record.
UUCAGUUUCAAUAGGUAACGAUCACACUUGACAACUCCGAUAAGCCUUACAAUUAUCAAAAAACCAGCGAAUUGAUACGCAUCCUAAAACCGCCUCAUGUCGUUUUAGUGCAUAGCGAACAAAACGAAAUGAGUCGUUUGAAGGCAGCGCUUCAGAGAGAAUACGAAGACGAUCCAAACACGACGAUUUACUUUCACAAUCCGCGAAAUACACACUGUGUUGAACUGUAUUUUCGUGGUGAAAAAACCGCCAAAGUUAUGGGUAGUUUAGCGGUGGAAGAACCAAAGGCAGGGAACACGUUGUCAGGCGUUUUAGUAAAGAGAAAUUUCAAUUAUCAUUUGCUGGCGGCUAACGAUCUACCAAAAUACACCGACAUGAGUAUGAGCCAAAUCAUGCAAAGACAAAGUAUCCACUACUCCGGAAACAUGGGAGUGCUGCGCCACUUUAUCACACAGGUUGCUGGCUUGCUGGAGCCUAUCGCAGGUGACAAGAAAGUUAGAGCAUUUAAGGCGAUCGAUAUUACCAUAGAAAAUAAAAUUAUUACUCUCGAGUGGAUCGCAAAUCCCGUAAAUGACAUGUACGCUGACGCAAUCGUCGCAGCGAUACUUCAAGCCGACUUACUGGAUACACCUAUAAAACAUCUAUCGACAAGCGUAAAAGUCGAUCGGAUGCAUUUUAAAGAGUGCCUGAUUGAAAUGCUUCAGGACAUGUUUGGUGAAGAUUCCGUUCCAAAAAUGUUCAAAGGCGAAAGGUUGUACGUUACCGUGAAUGAUAAAAAAGCGGAUAUAGAUUUAUCAAACUUGGAGGUUACUUGUCCUGAAGACGAAACGUUUAAACAAAUUGUUGAAACUGCAGUUACAAAGUUGUAUCAGUCGUUGGCUCCUCCGCAGAUUUAAUAAAGAUAUGUACAUUAUUGAA